GCAGUGCUGUUGUUUCUGUCACUGGCAUUGCCGAGGAGGAGAGUGAGGUAAAACGAAGAAAAGGAGGAAAACGACGGCGACGGCGACGGCGACGGCGACGGCGACGACGAGUGACGACGGUGGCGACGAGAACUCGCCGCGGUCAUUUGUAGCGACAUCUGACCUCGUCGUUGCUUCCCCGAGGGUCGCCUCCUCGUCGUCGUCCUCUUUAUCGAGGAAGAAUGGCCGACUCCGAGUUCGAAGAGUUUCGGCAUUAUUUCGAGAGGCUACCCCAACAUCUCAAGGCACCCCUUUCAAAUUACACGCUUGUGCACGACGUCACACUCGAUGACUCGCCUACGUCAUCGCAAGGAAGCGACGGCGAGGUCGGAAGAUCCUGUGAUGGGGUUGCCGGGGAUUCCGAAGACGAGGAUGUCGUUGUGAUACAUCGUCAUGAUAAUCAGAGUGGACACACCUCGGCCGACGAUAGUGAGGAUCUCGAUAAUCAUUGUUCCAUCGUAGCUGACAGUGACUUCAGGUUGGUAACAUCAUGGCUAUUGUCAGAAAAUACAGCCUCAAAUCGCAUGGUGAAUGGUAGCUUAGCUCAUAUACGACUACCCUUGGGUGACAUUAGCUUGUUCGGUGGACUGAGCAGCAGGGGUCGAUCAGCAGGCGGUCCUGGCCCAGGUGGAGGUGGAACAUCGUCAUCGGGAAAUGGUGGUAGAGACAGCGUCGUCAGCGACGUCGGUGAUUCCUGCUCAAGUUUAAGUUCCUGGCCAACGCCGGAACACAUCCCAGCGAAUAGACCUGGAAGUGGUAGCGGAGAACGUAGACGUCGAAGAUUACCGGAAAUUCCUAAAGCUAAAAAAUGUAUACCCAUCGGGCAGAUGUCAAUGCAGACGUCUUCCUCAUUGGCGGACGAAUUGAAUGCUGCAACAGGCUCGACAGGUUCAACAGGUUCGAACUCCGGAAGGCCUCAUCUCGUUUUACGAAAAUGUCAUCCUCGAUUGCGACACGAGGACAGCUCACCGGACAGCGAAAGGAUAGCUACGGAUAGCGGACAUUCGACUGCCCAUUCGCCCGAUAACGGGCCCAAAAGUGUAUCUCCGAUACCGUGCAACACUUUGCAAAAUACGGACUCUGUGUCCCCUAGUAGCACGCCAGGUCCUACUGUAGGAAGCGGAGGAGUACCGUUUACGCAAUUAGAGUUGCUAGAGGCUACGCAUCGAGGAUUGCACAAAUUCGUACCAAGACAUCACGACGAGAUCGAUCUCGAGAUCGGUGAUCCGAUAUACGUUCAAAAGGAAGCGGACGAUUUGUGGUGCGAAGGCGUCAACUUGCGAACAGGCAGACAAGGCAUUUUUCCUUCGGCUUACGCAGUAGAUAUGGACUACAGUGACUUUGAUCCUUCGGCACCAAAAGUGAAGAGAGAAAGAUAUCUUUUAGGUUACUUGGGCUCGGUGGAAACCUUGGCGCAUAAGGGUACUGGCGUUGUUUGUCAGGCUGUUCGUAGGAUCGUUGGUAAUUCAUCAGAGGAAUCCCCGAUAUCGCAGAGUUGCAUACUCGAAGUGUCCGAUCAAGGGCUUCGAAUGGUGGACAGGAGUAAGCCGCGGAAAAAUCAGGGUCCUUGUCACGAUUACUUUUAUUCCCUGAAGAACGUUUCUUUCUGCGCCUUUCAUCCGCGCGAUCAUCGUUAUCUCGGUUUUAUCACGAAGCAUCCGACGUUACAAAGGUUUGCUUGUCACGUGUUCAUUGGUCAAGAAUCUACAAGACCCGUCGCCGAAGCCGUCGGGCGAGCCUUUCAUCGAUUCUAUACGAAAUUCAUCGAGACUGCUUUUCCGAUAGAGGACAUUUACAUUGAGUAAUCAAUUAUUUUUCUUUGGUCUGGCCUCGUGGCACCUACGGAAGCGAAGAAAGAAUAAAAGAUCUUGACGCUGCUCCUCUUUCCCUUGUAAAUAAGUUUCCCAUUUAGCUCUAAAUAAAUAAAUAUAUAUAUAUAUAUACAUACAUACAUACAUAAAUACAUAUAUAUAUAUAUAUAUAUAUAUAUAUAUAUGUGUGUGUGUGUGUGUGUGUGUGUGCAUACAAAGAUGAAGAGAAAAGAAAAAACAUAAUAAUAGGCGCCAAUCAAACAUCCAAUCGUAUACAAAUAUAUAUAUAUACAUAAAUACAUAUAUACGUGUAUGUAUGUGUGCAUAUAUAUAUAUAUAUAUAUAUAUAUAUAUAUGUAUGUACACACACACACACACACACACACACACACACACACACACACACAUUAUGCAUAAUCCGUAUGUAUCGAGUUAACUACGGUAAGCAUUGCGACGGGACCGACGCCUAUUUGUUGACAAAUUUUCAUUGAAAUUAUAUUUAAUUUUGUUGUUAAUUAUGCAAUCAUAUCAUUUGAUUCAUUGUUGGCAAGGCCGUUAGUUCCACAAUAGCGUUAAUUAAUGCCGCUCGAAGGACGAAUAUUGUUUAGUGAUUUCAAUGUAAAAAUGAUAUUGUCAUUGAUCAUUCAAUGACCAAACACCGAACGAAUCCUUAAUCUCACGUAAAUUUUUCCUUCUCCUUUUUUUCAUUGCAAGAAAGAUAUGCAAAGAUAUCAAUUUUAGUAAUAUUUCUUUUCUUGCCUUCUUCUUUCUUCUUUUGUUUUUUUUUUUUAAAGACGAAUGAUAUCUUCUUUCGUUUCUCGAUGAGAAGUCAUCACGAGAAUUUAAGGAUUCGGAAGGAAGUCGUGCUUAUCCCGAUAAAAUUAUGUAAAAUUUACGAAUUAGCAACGAAAACCACGUAGAACGAUAGAACACGUAAAAAGCCACGUCUUUUUAGAAGUUAGUAGUAUAUUUUUCUAUGUUUCUUUGCGGCAUGCUCUCUGACCUCCUUCCUCUCUGAAUGACUGUAAAAAAAAAUCAUAAAAGAAAAGAAAAAUUUCUUUGUAAUUCCCGCGGAACGGACAUUCUUUCUCUACUUUAUUAUAUUCCUCCUAACAUUCCUAUCUAAUUAUAUUUUGAGAUGCGGAAAAAGGUGAGCGUUUGAUCGAGAAGAAAAUGAAAAUGAGAAAAAUAUGAAAAAAUAAUAUGUGUAUAUAUAUAUAUAUAUAUAUAUAUAUAUAUGUAUAUAUAUAUAUAUAUAUAUGUAUAUAUUGUAUAUAUAAAGAACGCACAUUGGCCUCUAUUGUAUUUACGAAUAUCGUUAUUAUUGUAACGCGCCGGUAUUUCACGAUAAUAAAAUCGACAAGUUUUUGUUUCAACA
Messenger RNA from Vespa velutina, 3228 nucleotides. It is a transcript of the gene Aplip1, whose product is annotated as JNK-interacting protein 1. Lineage: Eukaryota; Metazoa; Arthropoda; Insecta; Hymenoptera; Vespidae. Gene Ontology annotation, biological process: regulation of JNK cascade. The coding region runs from base 222 to 1844 and encodes 540 amino acids. The record is from RefSeq and is a predicted model, not a curated record. Gene Ontology annotation, cellular component: cytoplasm. Gene Ontology annotation, molecular function: protein binding. The transcript is spliced from 8 exons.